Neomonachus schauinslandi (Hawaiian monk seal) is the source of this 1977-nucleotide messenger RNA. RefSeq names its product exonuclease 3'-5' domain containing 3 (gene EXD3). Gene Ontology annotation, molecular function: nucleic acid binding; 3'-5' exonuclease activity. Gene Ontology annotation, biological process: nucleobase-containing compound metabolic process. NCBI's taxonomy places the organism in Eukaryota, Metazoa, Chordata, Mammalia, Carnivora, Phocidae. The record is from RefSeq and is a predicted model, not a curated record.
AUGGUCAGGGCUGCAGGCUUGGCCCUGGCGUCCACUGCCCCUUUCCCGCUCACACAGUGUGGCGACUCUGAGACAGGCCGCUCACCACCACUGGAACUUGAGGCCUGGGCUUCCGCCAAGCUGUGGACAGAAGCCCGUCCCAGCCAGGACCCGCUCCUGUUCCUGCAGGCCCUGCAGACGCUGUGGUCCACGCGGGAGCUGCGGCAGGGACAGCCUGUCUGGCCACCGGGAGAUGCGUGCGGCCUGGGCCUGGAGGGCGGCUUUGCCCGAAGCUUCCACCUCACUCGUGUCAUCGUGGCUGCCGGCCUGAGGUCCCCCGCGGUUCUCGAGACUCUCAGGCCUUGCCCGCCUGGCAUGUCCACCAUGGGCACAGGACUCCUCGGCCAGGUCUGCCCCAGCACCGUGACCCCAGCUGCAGCCCCCGCGCCCCGCUCCCCAGCCGAGGCUGGCUCUCUGGGCUCCCAGUGCAGUUCGAGGCUGAAGCAGCUGUAGGCCCGUGCGGUCAGGGUCCUCGCUGAGAGCCCCCCUAGUCUCGUGGAGCCGCUGGUCAGCAUCCUCCAGCUGCAGGAUGCCGACCAGACCCUGCUGACUCACAUCCACCAGCUUCACCAGGAGGGCAAGUUCAAAGAAGCUGUUAUGCUGGGCUUGAAGCUGAAGCUGCAGCUCGAACUUGAUGUUGAAAAGGUAAAUGGGAGCACCCCACUGCUCCUCCAGGACAAGGUGACCCUCGUGGAGCAUUAUGUAGCCGGCUUCCCGGACCUCCAGAGGAGGCUGCUGGCCCUCCUGGACUCCUGGUGCCAGCCCAGCUCUGACGUCAGAGUCGUGGCCAGACAGCACCCACAGGUGACCUCCUUGAGGCUGGAGAGGCUGAAUCCCAGAGUGCUAAGUCGGCAGGUCCUGAGCCUGCUGGAGCAGCAGGGCCUGGACCAGAGAAGCCUGUCUCGGGAGAACCGGACUGGCCACGUGCAGCUCCAUCCUAGGACGGCUGAGGUGCCUUUCCAAGACCGGAGGGAUGAUUACUACCAGCUGCCCAUCGCCGGGGAGGACAUCCUCUUCCCGGCCUCCUGGCACCUGGCCCGAGGAGGAGCUCCUGCAGCCCCUGGAUGGGCCUCCCCUGCUCAUCCCGGCUCUCUACAGCCCGGCCAGGUGGUUGGUGUGGACCUGGAGUGGCGACCCUCAUUUGGCACAGGGGGCCGGCCCCGGGCAUCCAUCAUGCAGCUGGCAGCGGAGGGCCGUGUGUUCCUGCUGGACCUGCCUGUGCUCUCACGGCCACCAGGAGGGCAGGUGUCCCAGCUGCUCUCGGACCCCUCCGUCACUAAGUUGGGUUAUGGGAUGGCGGGGACUCGGAGCCUGGGGGCUUCCUGCCCCGCCCUGGCUCACGUGGAGAAGCAGCUGCGGGGCGGUCUAGACCAGCUGCAGGUGCACAGGCAGCUGCGGGUGUUGGACAAGCCAGCUCUAGGCAGGGGUGAGGCCAGGCUGCGGGGCCUCAGCCUCCCGGUGCAGCAGGUGCUGGGCAAGGCCCUGGACAAGGCACAGCAGCUCUCUAACUGGGACCGGCGGCCGCAGCGGGGGCAGCCGGUUUAUGCAGCUGCCGACGCCUACCGCCUGCUGGAGGUGUACCAGGCUCUGUGCAGAGAGCCCAGCUUCUACCCGUCUGAGGACCUGGCCAGGAGCCUGAGGCCAGGGUGCAGCGAGAGACCAGGGGCCCAGGAGCCACCCAGCCUGCAGGAGGCCUCAGUCUUGGCUUGGCAGGUUGCCAGGCAGGAGGGAAGGAUCAUCUUGCCAUCAGGGCUGCCGUACCACAAGCUCCGGGCCCAGGUCGGGGCUGGGCGCUGCCUCUAGGCAGACCGCUCCCUCAAGGCUGCAGCAGGCCGAGGCCGCGCUCAAGCCUUUCACGUACAUGGCGCCCACGCAGGCAUCUUCAGCCGCUGCCAGUGCUGGGGAGGGGUCGUCUCCGGCCAGGCCCCUGGGACCUGA